AUGACGUCUUCUAACCCUUCUAAGCGUCCACGCUUAUCUGAAGUGGCCCAAAGUGACUCUCAUAUAGAAGAUUUACAACUUCAUUCUCAACAAUUUCAACUAAAUAACUUACAAAAUAAUAUUCCAAAACAAUUAUAUCAACACAAUCCGGUUAUUGUUAAUUUCUCCUCUCCUCAACAACAACAAUCCUUCCCAACUUCUUCAGAUAAUAUGGAUCCUUUAUUACAGUCUUCUGACCCUGAUAAUAAACAUGAAGAGUCUUUGAAUAAAGAAGAUUUACAACGACUUGAACAAGUCAUCGAUUUAAUGUUUCCAGAAAAAUCUGCUGCUGCAAAAGAAGCUGCUACAAAACUUUUAAAUUCUUCAACCAUUCAAAGCCAGUCUUCUUCUACAAGAGAUAAUAACACAACAUCUGUUGUUCUUGACUUUCCGAUCCUUUCUGAGCAAGUUACUGAAACAGAACAGAUAAUUUCUCCGUUGGGUUAUCUGCUAAACCAUACCUUUCCUAAUUCUAUUGUUGAAUUAGUUACCAAACUUAACAAGAUGUCUAUAAAUCCUGCAAGUUUGGAUUUUCUAAAUCCAAAUUCUAAUCCUUCAUUCCCUCCUACGAAUAACCCACCUUUUACUGACCCCUCUGCUAAAUCUCCAGGCCCUCCAACAAAUGAACUAUGUAAAAAAUUAAUAAACGAGUAUUUUACCAAAUUUAAUGUUGUCAUUCCUAUCCUUAAUCGUAGAAAAUUCAUGAGUCAUUCUGGUGAUAAAACAAAACAUUCAGAAUUGCUUGUCAACGCAACUUUGGCUGUUGCUGCGGCAAGAUAUUCUGAUGAUCCUUCAAUUCGAAAAACUCCCAAUAAACCAGGCGGUGUGUUUUUCGACUCUGCAAAGAGGUUAUUGGAUAUGGUGUACGAUACACCAAAGUUAGAAACUGUUCAAGCAUUAAUUCUCUUAACACAUGCAGAGGUCAGCGUGUCACGUCUUAAUAGUGCGUCCAUGUUUCUUGGCAUGGCUGUUCAAAUGGCCCAUGCUUUACAUCUUGAACGUGAUGAUACUUCUUUACCUUUAGAAGAAGAUGAAGAGAGACGAAGAGUAUGGGCAUCUUUCUCAUUGGGCAAACCUUCUUGCACUGAAGAUACAAACAUUAAUGUUCCUUUACCUACAAUGAUGUCAUUCAACAUUUUAACAAGGAGCUUUUUCAUAGCAUGGAUAAAGUUAUCACGCAUACUCGGUCAAAUUUGGAAAUUUGGUUAUUCUUCUCAACCAAAAGCAUUUCGUGCAAAUUGGUUGGAUCAUGCAACUGAUCAAAAAAGUGUGUUAAGACAAAUACGUUCGGCAUUAGCAAAAUGGCUAAAAGAAUUACCUGAUGAAUUACAAUACCAAUAUUUACCUAAUAAUGACCAACAAAGUCACAUACAAUUAACUACUUUUUCUGCUUUUGCAGGAUAUAUCAAUAUUCUUUUCCAUACUUGUAUAAUCUUACUUCAUCAACCUUAUUUAUCCCAAGCAUAUCGUGAUCCAAAAAUUGAAACGCGUAAGCAUGGUCCAAAUGGUCCAAUUAAAACAUGUCUUACCGCGGCAUUAACAAUCACCGACAUUGCUAAAACAACUCAGAAAUUUAACAAAGAAGCUUUUUGCACCUUUCAAUAUCCUAUUUAUGGUUUAUUGCAAUCAACUAUACUAGAAUUGGACAUUGCAAAUGGUAAUCGUGGGUAUGAAUCAGGUGCUAGAAGAUCCAUAAAUGAUUCGAUUGAAGAAUUAAGAUUUGCUGCUGAAAAUUCUAAAUUUACUUCUCUUCAAGAAAUGGUUAAAGAAUUGGAAGGUGUAAUGAUGAUAGCUAAUGGAAAAUCUUCUGAUAUCUCUGUAUCAUCAAACUUAUCUGAUGAUGUUUCAAAAAUGGUUGAUCCGCCAAAAGUUGAAUUUACUUCAACUGAGCAAACACCUGAACAACCGGUUGUUAAUAGCUCGCCAACAGUAACAUUAUUACCUGAAACUAAUAGUUCUCCAUCAGCAACUUUACUGAAUGAAAAGUUAACACCUACGUCCUUAUCAUCACCAAUAAACUAUCACCAACAACAUCCUCCCACGAUACAUCAACAACAAACAAAUCCUGAUGUGUAUAUGAUGUCACCUGAUUAUCAAAAUCAACCUUCAUUACAAUUUAAUCAACCUCAAUCUAACAUUGGUCAUCAUAUAUUAUCUAAUUCAACUGCACCAUGGGAUCAACCUCCAUUCUUUAUGGAAAACGAAUUAUAUGGUUUUGUGAACCCUCAUAAUUACAGUUUAAUCGAUGAUUUGACGGGAUUAUAUUCAACAAUUAUGAAAGAUGUUGAUGGAAACAAUUCUGCCACACUGUAA
Racocetra persica is the source of this 2352-nucleotide messenger RNA. Lineage: Eukaryota; Fungi; Glomeromycota; Glomeromycetes; Diversisporales; Gigasporaceae. The record is from the annotation of a GenBank genome assembly.